AUGUCGUUCAUGUCGCACUCCUCGGACCACAGCAGCCGCUCUGUGUUGCAGAGCAACUGUUUCGGCGAGGUUGGGCCCAAGUAUGUGAAGGACUGCACCAGGAAUUGGGCAUCACAGAGCAAACUUGGGGGAGGCACCUUCGGAGUGGUAUACGAGGCCAGAGAUACAGACGGAUUGAAGUUUGCAGCCUUACGGCUGGAGAGCAAGCACCCAGGAUACCGCCAGCGGAUGCGAGAUCUGACAGAACAAGACCUGGAGACACUCACUGCCUUCGAACAUAGGAACAUCCUUUCUGUGCUUGGCUACAGCAAGAGUGAAGAAGCCACCGUCCUCCUCUACCCGUUAGCAGGCGUAACAUGCUUAAAGGCAGCACUCGAUAGUGCUGAGAUCGCGUCAAAGAUGGAGUGGUCGUCCAGGAUCAAGAUUUUCAUUGGCAUAGUGGCAGCUCUCGAGUAUUGCUACUACUACCACAGAAUGGGCGGCACUCCUUGCUACCACCGGGAUGUGAAGCCCAGCAACGUGUUCUUGACGGUCGAGUGGAUCCCGAAGCUUGUGUGUUGUGGUCUGUCAAGACUCAUUCCACUCGUUGACGAUGAUAAAACAGCUGCGCUGGGCAUUGUGGGUCUGGGCAGCGAGGGGGGUUUCCUCUGCCCGGAGUUUACGAGAGAUCGCACGUUCGAUGAAAAGUCCGAGGUGUUCUCCGUUGGCGUAACUGCCUUGCAGCCGCUUGGAACAGUUGGCAACUGGAUCAUCACAGGGAGAACAAGCUUUGUGGACGGAGAGCCGUCCGUUACGGAGCAGAUAUCCGAGAUAUCUGAAGAUGAUGACUCGAGUGCCGAAGAUGAAGCUGUCGAAGCAGUGUUGGGAGCGCGAGACCGCCGGCCCGAGUGGGAAGCUGCCUUGCUCCCUGCCAUCCGUGAAUUUGCCAAGCUCACUGUGCGUCUUGGCAGCAUCUAG
Messenger RNA from Symbiodinium natans, 957 nucleotides. The record is from the annotation of a GenBank genome assembly. Lineage: Eukaryota; Dinophyceae; Suessiales; Symbiodiniaceae.